This is a messenger RNA of Plectropomus leopardus (leopard coralgrouper), 661 nucleotides long. NCBI's taxonomy places the organism in Eukaryota, Metazoa, Chordata, Actinopteri, Perciformes, Serranidae. The record is from RefSeq and is a predicted model, not a curated record.
UAAAGGAGGUGGGACUGGAAGGAGCUCUGUUCACCCUGCUGGACCGUGAGUCAGAUCCUGGUCUGAUGAGGGACAUCCAGGAGACUCUGGUCCACAUGAUGGCGUCCAGCGCCACUAGUGGGAAACUGGGACACUGGCUCAAACUCUGCAAGGACGUUCUGUCUGCAACCACGGACUGUCGGGCUCCUGUGGAGGCGCAGCAGGAGGACGAGGAGGCGGACCCCAGCAGAGACGACGACUCCUCCGCCUUCAGGGCUCGUUCGGAGUCCGGUGGCCCGUUCACGGCGCUGCGCUGGGCCACGCGCCGCUUCGCCAUGGAGUGCGUGUGCCGCGUCAUCGCUCAGUGUGAGACUGCGGACGCAGCGCACUUCGACAUGGCUCUGGCUCAGGAGCGCCGCCUCCAUGAGUCCACCGACUUCCUGGUCCUCCAUCUCGGCGACCUGGUUCGCAUGGCGUUCAUGGCGGCGACGGACCACAGCGAACAGCUGCGGCUGGCGGGUCUUCAGACCCUGCUGGUGAUCAUCAGGCGCUUCUCCGCCAUCCCUGAACCCGAGUUCCCCGGUCAUGUGAUCCUGGAGCAGUACCAGGCCAACGUAAGGACCACUGCAUCACCAGCACCUUGUCUCAGUCAGCGCAGGGUCUCAGUCAGCACCUUGUUUCA